AUUGGAACUGGAAUACAACGGUGCUCUGCCCUUUUUAUCGGAAGAGGACUCCGAUGCUGACACGAUACGACGCCCCACGGCCUCCUUCAAAAUUCUAUCUCGUGAGUCAAGGAGAAACCCAAGGAAACAGAUACCGGAACCAACUCUGGAACCAAACCUACCAAGCUCCGUUUUCGUUUCUUCUUUCUUUCAAACCGAUACAUAAAGAACCCGAUUCUUACUAGCAAUCUCCAACGGAUCACGGAAAAGAACCGCGAUUCUGGUUUCUCGAUCGAUUUUCUAUGUGCAUCUUCCUUCCGGAUGCCCUCGACGGCUUGCCGGGCCUGGUUGACAUGAUAGCAUCCCAGCCUGCUGACUUCUUGGAAAAGCACCUGCCGGAGGAGAAGAUCGAUGUUAGGGAGUUCCGGGUGCCCAAGUUCAAGCUCUCCUUCCAUGACAGUGUCGUCGCCAUCCUCAAGAAGCUGGGGCUUCAGUUGUCGUUCAGUGAUCAAGCCGAUUUGUCUGACAUGGUGGAGGAUGAUGAAUCUGGCUUGCCAUUGGUCUUGAACGACGUAAUCCACAAGGCGGUCAUCGAGGUAACCGAAGAAGGCACCAUAGCCGCGGCUGUGUCCAUAGAAGAAAUGUUAUUCGGUGGUUGUAAUUUCAUGCGUCCGCCACCUCCUCGAGUAGAUUUUGUAGCCGACCAUCCGUUUGCGUACUUAAUAGUGGAGGAGACAACCGGCGCAGUUGUCUUUGCAGGGCAUGUCCUUGACCCCUCCAUUGAGAGCUAGGUCAAUAAAGGACGACGCCUGAUUUUGUUUCGGCAUGGCCCACGUAGAGGAGGAAUAAGUGAAUAACAUAGUCUCAUACUAGUUUCAUGCUAUUUUACAAGCCAUGGAAUAUUCUUUAUUCCUCUGUGUAAUUUAAUUUCAAGAGAAGUUCUGCGU
Molecule: messenger RNA, 926 nt
Organism: Triticum aestivum (bread wheat)
Lineage: Eukaryota; Viridiplantae; Streptophyta; Magnoliopsida; Poales; Poaceae
Product: putative serpin-Z8
Exons: 1
Coding region: 282-770 (162 amino acids)
Molecular function (GO): serine-type endopeptidase inhibitor activity
Source: RefSeq, a predicted model, not a curated record